Molecule: messenger RNA, 1442 nt
Organism: Prorocentrum cordatum
Lineage: Eukaryota; Dinophyceae; Prorocentrales; Prorocentraceae
Source: the annotation of a GenBank genome assembly
GCUCAAGCCGCUCACCAGCGAGCGAAAGCCCUAUUGCUCAAGCGAUCGCGAUGGUGCAAGGGGCCACCACUGAUGCUGUCUUCGCUGCGGGAGGCUUCCUGAGUUCGUGGCGGCCAGCUCGAAAAGGUCAGCCGAGAUAGACCUCUUCGGGCCGUGUUCUGCUCGCCGUGCUGCUAGUCGCAGGGGUCGGGCCGCCCUCGAGGCUACCCUCCGCGAUCGUGCUUGCGUGGGCGAGCCACACUCAUGGCAGGACAGGGAGAUGGCGGCCAGGCACGGUCUGAGGCUCCUGUCGCGCGGCCAGUCUGUCCCUGGGGGAGCCCGCAGGAAGAGGAAUGCGGCGUGGCACGCUGCUCGCGUUCCAGCGAACGGCUUUGUGGCUGCCUCGCCAGAAGAGCUCGCUUGGGCAGCAGGCAGCAGCGGAGCCCAGGCUGGAACAUCACGCUGCUGCUGCUGGUCCUGCCGUCGGGGGAUCUGCCAUGCGGGCCGAUGUCGUCGCCUUCGUGCCGCUGGGGGCUGGGGCUGGAGAUGGAGCUGCCGAGGUUCCGCCCGUUCCCGGCGCCGCCGAUGGCGGGAUGACAUGCAGCACAUGCGGGGCGAUCGUCUUCCCUGGUGCUGUUGUGCGCUCGAUGUGGGACGUCGCCACCGACCCGAUCUGCGUUUCGGAGUUUGGUGCGGUGGAGUCGAACUUCCUCGGCCCUCCUCCCGCUCGGGCGUUUGCUGCUGAGGAGCCUGCGCGAGGACGCGACGAUGAGGGUGAUGGUUCAGGCAUCGCGGCUUCUGGGCCCCUGCGGGGGAGGACUGCCCGCAGAGUUAUGCAGCCGCCGCCUGCAGCCGGUGCGUGGGAGCCCGUGGGUUUGCCGGUGGACACCGGUGAGGGUCUCCUCUUCGCUAAUUGUGCUGCCUCUUCAUCGGUUAUGUUUUUCUCAUCGCCCUCGUCUUCUGCUGGGAUGCGGCUGACGUCGUCGACUGCUGGGGCUGGAUUCACAUAGUAUUGUUGCGUUGCUUACGAUUCGGAGGACGACGACGCUCUGCUCAACGAAUCUGACUUCAGCGGCCUCGGCAUAGAAUGCUUUCUCUCGGGCUUGCAUUGCUGUUCUUCAGGUACGGUUUGAUGUGUAUGAUAAUUCUGGCGUUGGAUUUACGGCGCUCUGCGAUUGUUGUGGCAUCUGUUAUUCUCUCGUGCGGGGCAUGGGCUUCCUGCUACGAUUUGAUCGUAAUGUAUGUGGCACUGCGGACCGACGAGAUCGAGCAUCGCUUCUUGGUUAUGUGCUCGGCGUAUUGAAUUACAUAUUCGCUGUCUCUGCUUUCUUGAGGUUCGUUGUUUAUGCAAGCGAUAUUCACGUUGUCUCUGGGGUACCUCGCUCUGCUACGUACGUUUUCAGCGUGUUCAUGCAGGUCGUGCUGUUCACCGCGCUCUUCCCGACUGAGGUGUUGCCGAUGGC